Messenger RNA from Closterium sp. NIES-65, 4344 nucleotides. Lineage: Eukaryota; Viridiplantae; Streptophyta; Zygnematophyceae; Desmidiales; Closteriaceae. The record is from the annotation of a GenBank genome assembly.
AUGGACGUGGUCGUGGACGGGGACGCGGACGUGGACAUGGACGGGGACGCGGACGGGGACGGGGACGUGGACGUGGACGUGGUCGUGGACGUGGUCGGGGACGUGGACGUGGUCGUGGACGUGGACGUGGACGUGAACGUCGUGGACGUGGACGUGGUCGUAAACGUGGUCGUGGACGUGGACGUGGACGUGGACUUGGACGUGGACCUGGACGUGGACGUGGCCGUGGACGUGGACGUGGACGUGGUGGACGUGGACGUGGCUGUGGACGUGGACGUAGACGUGGACGUGGACGUGGUCGUAGACGUGGGCGUGAACGUGGACGUGGAGAUGGACGUGGACGUGGUCAUGGAUGUGGACGUGGUCGUGGAUGUGGACGUGGACGUGGACGUGGACGUGGACGUGGUCGUGGACGUUGAGGACUUGGACGUGGACGUGGUCGUCCACGUGGACGUGGACGUGGAUGUGGUUGUGGUCGUGGUCGUGGAUGUGGACGUGGACGUGGACGUGGAUGUGGACGUGGUCCUGGACGUGGUCGUGGACGUGGUCGUGUACGUGGUCGUCCACGACGUGGACCUGGACGUGGUCGUGGACGUGGACGUGGACGUGGACGUGGUGGACGUGGACGUGGCCGUGGACGUGGACAUGGACGUGGACGUGGUCGUGGACGUGGACGUGGACGUGGACGUGGUCGUGGGCGUGGACGUGGACGUGGACGUUGUGGACGUGGACGUGGACAUGGAGGACGUGGACGUGGACGUGGACGUGGACGUGGAGGUGGACGUGGACGUGGACGUGGUCGUGGACGUGGAGGACUUGGACGUGGACGUGGAUGUGGUCGUCGACGUGGACGUGGUCGUGGACGUGGUCGUGGACGUGGACGUGGACGUGGACGUCGUGGACGUGGACGUGGACGUGGUCGUGGACGUGGACGUGGACUUGGACGUGGACUUGGACGUGGACGUGGACGUGGUCGUGGACGUGGUGGACGUGGACGUGGCCGUGGACGUGGACGUGGACGUGGACGUGGUGGACGUGGACGUGGCUGUGGAGGACGUGGACGUGGACGUGGACGUGGACGUGGUCGUGGACGUGGUCGUGGACGUGGACGUGGAGAUGGAGGUAGACGUGGUCGUGGACGUGGACGUGGUCGUGGACGUGGAUGUGGACGUGGACGUGGAGGUGGUCAUGGAAGUGGACGUGGUCGUGGACGUGGAGGACUUGGACGUGGACAUGGUCGUCCACGUGGACGUGGACGUGGUUGCGGUCGUGGUCGUGGAUGUGGACGAGGACGUCGACGUGGACGUGGACGUGGUCGUGGACGUGGUCCUGGACGUGGUCGUCCACGACGUGGACUUGGACGUGGACGUGGACGUGGUCGUCCACGACGUGGACCUGGACGUGGACGUGGACGUGGACCUGGACAUGGACGUGGACGUGAACGCGGACGUGGACGUGGUCGGGGACGUGGACGUGGACGUGGACACGGACGUGGACGUCGUCGGGGACGUGGACGUGGACGUUGACGCGGUCGUGGACGUGGUCGUGGACGUGGACGUGGAUGUGGACGUGGACGUGGACGUGGACGCGGACGUGGACGCGUUCGUGGACGUGGUCGUGGACGUGGUCGUGGACGUGGACGUGGACGUGGUCGUGGACGUGGUCGUGGACAUGGUCCUGGAUGUGGACGUGGACGCGGUCGUGGACGUGGACGUGGACGUGGACGUGGUGGACGUGGACGUGGACGUGGACGUGGACAUGGUCGUGGACGUGGUCGUGGACGUGGAUGUGGAGAUGGACGUGGACGUGGUCGUUGACGUGGACGUGGUCGUGGUCGUGGACGUGGACGUGGACGUGGAGGUGGUCGUGGACGUGGAGGACUUGGACGUGGACGUGGUCGUCCACGUGGACGUGGACGUGGACGUGGUUGUGGUCGUGGUCGUGGAUGUGGACGUGGACGUCGACGUUGACGUGGACGUGGACGUGGUCCUGGACGUGGACGUGGACGUGGUGGACGUGGACGUGGCCGUGGACGUGGACGUGGACGUGGUCGUGGACGUGGUCAUGGACGUGGACGUGGAGAUGGAUGUGGACGUGGUCGUGGACGUGGACGUGGACGUGAACGUGGUCGUGGUCGUGGACGUGGACGUGGACGUGGAGGUGGUCGUGGACGUGGACGUGGUCGUGGGCGUGGAGGACGUGGACGUGGACGUGGUCGUCCACGUGGACGUGGACGUGGACGUGGUUGUGGUCGUGGUCGUGGAUGUGCACGUGGACGUGGACGUCGACGUGGACGUGGACGUGGUCCUGGACGUGGACGUGGACGUGGUCGUGGACGUUGUCACGGGCGCCUAUCUCUAUGGGCGCCUAUCUCUAGGGGCGCCUAUCUCUAGGGGCGCCUAUCUCUAUGGGCGCCUAUCUCUAGGGGCGCCUAUCUCUAUGGGCGCCUAUCUCUAUGGGCGCCUAUCUCUAGGGGACCAGGCCCAUACGCCCAUACGUUUGCACCUGGUCCGAGGACCAGGCCCAUACGACCAAGCCCAUACGUUUGCACUUUCCAUCACCCAACCCCAUUCUCCCUCCUUCUAUCUCCCCGCCCCAUUCUCCCGUUUUCCAUCACCCCGCCCCAUUCUCCCGCUUUCCAUCACCCCCGCCCCAUUCUCCCGCUUUCCAUCACCCCGCCCCAUUCUCCCGCUUUCCAUCACCCUGCCCCAUUCUCCCUCUUUCCAUCACCCCGCCCCAUUCUCCCUCUUUCCAUCACCGCGCCACAUUCUCCCUCUUUCCAUAACCCCGCCCCAUUCUCCCGCUUUCCAUCACCCCGCCCCAUUCUCCCGCUUUCCAUCACCCCGCCCCAUUCUCACGCUUUCCAUAUUCCCGCCCCAUUCUUCCGCUUUCCAUCACCCCGCCCCAUUCUCCCUCUUUCUAUCACCCCGCCCCAUUCUCCCGCUAGCCAUCACCCCGCCCCAUCUCCCGCUUUCCAUCACCCCGCCCCAUUCUCCCGCUUUCCAUCACCCUGCCCCAUUCUCCCGCUUUCCAUCACCCCACGCAGUUCUCCCGCUUUCCAUCACCCCGCCCCAUUCUCCCGCCACCCCGCCCCAUUCUCCCGCUUUCUAUCACCCCGCCCAGUUCUCCCGCUUUCCAUCACCCCGUCCGAUUCACCCGCUUUCCAUCACCCCGCCCCAUUCUCCCGCUUUCCAUAUUCCCGCCCCAUUCUUCCGCUUUCCAUCACCCCGCCCCGUUCUCCCUCUUUCUAUCACCCCGCCCCAUUCUCCCGCUAGCCAUCACCCCGCCCCAUUCUCCCGCUUUCCAUCACCCCGCCCCAUUCUCCCGCUUUCCAUCACCGCGCCCUGUUCUCCCCGCUUUCCAUCACCCCGCCCCAUUCUCCCUCUUUCCAUCAACCUGCCCAUUCUCCCUCUUUCCAUCACCGCGCCCCAUUCUCCCUCUUUCCAUAACCCCGCCCCAUUCUCCCGCUUUCCAUCACCCCGCCCCAUUCUCCCGCUUUCCAUCACCCCGUCCCAUUCUCCCGCUUUCCAUCUGCCCGCCCCAUUCUCCCGCUUUCUAGCACCCCGCCCCAUUCUCCCGCUUUCUAUCACCCCGCCCCAUUCUCCCGCUUUCCAGCACCCCGCCCCGUUCUCCCGCUUUCCAUCACCCCGCCCUAUUCUCCCGCUUUCGACCACCCCGCCCCAUUCUCCCGCUUUCUGUCAUCCUCCCCAUUCUCCUGCUUUCCAUCAACCCACCCCAUUCUCCCUCUUUCCAUCACCCCGCCCCAUUCUCCCGCUUUCCAUCACCCGCCCCAUUCUCCCGCUUUCCAUCACCCCGCCCUUUUCUCCCGCUUUCCAUCACCCGCCCCAUUCUCCCGCUUUCCAUCACCCCGCCCCAUUCUCCCGCUUUCCAUCACCUCGCCCCAUUCUCCCGCUUUCCAUCACCCCGCCCCAUUCUCCCGCUUUCCAGCACCCCGCCCCAUUCUCCCGCAUUCCAUCACCCCGCCCGAUUCUCCUGCUUUCCAUCAAACCUCACAAUUCUUCCGCUUUCCAUCAUCCCGCCCCAUUCUCCCUCUUUCUAUCACCCUGCCCCAUUCUCCCACUUGCCAUCACCCCGCCCCAUUCUCCCGCUUUCCAUCACCCCGCCCCAUUCUCCCUCUUUCCAUCACCCCGCCCCAUUCUCCCUCUUUCCAUAACCCCGCCCCCAUUCUCCCGCUUUCCAUCACCCCCGCCCCAUUCUCCCGCUUUCCAUCACCUCGCCCCAUUCUCCCGCUUUCCAUCACCCCGCCCCAUUCUCCCUGUUUCCAUCACCCCGCCCCAUUCUCCCUCUUUCCAUCACCGCGCCCCUUUCUCCCUCUUUCCAUAA